CAUCGGCUUAUAUUCUCUCUAGAGCUUAACUCUAUUUCUUUUAGGUGGAUUUUUAGCUCAAAAAUUUGUAGAGUUUUCAACAAUUGUACAUCAACCGAAAGUUGUAUCAUUAUUUCUUUGCAACACAUUUACAGACACAUCCAUAUUUAGAUACAAGGAAGCUGCUGUUUUAUUUUGGAUUUUUCCUUCGGUUAUUUUAAAAAAGAUGGUGUUAUCCAAUUUUUCUACCAAAGAAGCCUACCAUGAUCGUCAAAUAGCAGACUCUUUAGAUUUUAUGGUUGAAGUUAUAGAAUCACUAUCACAAUCAGAUCUCGCAUCACGAUUAACUAUUAAUUGUUUGAAUAGUCGUGUAAACACAUAUUUAAUGAGAGGGUUAAAAGCUGUUACAAUUAUGGAUGUAUUUGAUAAUUAUGCCUUAGGUUCACCAGUUAGAGAAAAUAUCUAUAAAGAGUAUCCACAAGCCAAACUAGCACAACUUAAGACUGGGGGUAACUUUCCAUAUCUUAGUCGUAGCGAUGAAGUUAACUUACAUUUACAGGUAAUAUGCUAAUAAUUAUAUUAGAUU
This is a messenger RNA of Daktulosphaira vitifoliae (grape phylloxera), 565 nucleotides long. RefSeq names its product maspardin-like. The transcript has 3 exons. NCBI's taxonomy places the organism in Eukaryota, Metazoa, Arthropoda, Insecta, Hemiptera, Phylloxeridae. The record is from RefSeq and is a predicted model, not a curated record. Bases 206 to 550 code for a protein of 114 amino acids.